Messenger RNA from Dentiscutata heterogama, 468 nucleotides. Lineage: Eukaryota; Fungi; Glomeromycota; Glomeromycetes; Diversisporales; Gigasporaceae. The record is from the annotation of a GenBank genome assembly.
AUGGUAAGACUGGCUCUAGUUAUUAGAUAUUCACCUAUCUAUUCACCUACAACAAAAACCACUACACCUCACUCAACAGUUUCUUCUUCUCAAACCCCUGCUCCAGCUGCCCCACCAUCUGCUGCACCAGCUGCUCCUGCACCAGUUGCUCCUGCACCAGCUGCUGUUGCACCGACUGCCGCUGCACCGGCUGCUAUACUACUACUACACCCGUCGAAACCACACCAUCUUAUUCCGCACCACCUGCUACUACUACUACACCCGUCGAAACCACAACAUCUUAUUCCGCACUACCUACACCAUCCGUUGAUCCCACCGAAUAUCUUAAUGCAGGAAGAACUUUGUUUAUUAUUUCAUCUAUUUUUACAGGAUUUUCCUUUAUUUGUUCUGUUAUUUGUAUUUUUAUUCUUCGCCGAACUAACACAACAAGACAAAGAAUUUGUAAAAGAAGGCAAAAAGGAACAAUGA